Anisakis simplex (herring worm) is the source of this 1098-nucleotide messenger RNA. The record is from the annotation of a GenBank genome assembly. Lineage: Eukaryota; Metazoa; Nematoda; Chromadorea; Rhabditida; Anisakidae.
AUGGAGGAAUUGUCACUGAAGGACUUGAAAGCCGUUCUUGACGAUAAUGAACUUGAUUUGAGUAUGCGUCAACUCACUGUUAUACCGACUAGAGCACUGGCCAAACUACCACGUGCCACUCAUAUUGACUUCUCGAAUAAUCAGAUUUUGACAAUUCCACCGGAAUUUUGCCUAUUGACGCAUAUCACAAAACUGGAUCUGAGCAACAAUCGUAUUGUUCAUUUACCAAAUGAUUUCGGAAAACUCGUUAAUCUCGAACAUCUUGAUCUUUACAAAAAUUCCAUCGAGGUUUUGCUUUUCGUUUUAAUUGGUCCGAGGAUGCAAAAACAGUCUAAAGAGACACCAAAUCGGACUUAUGCGCCUAAUAAACCAACGUCUCAGUCUUGUCUUUCCAGAGUGUUUGGGUUGAUACGUAAACUUAUGAUGCUGUUGGUGAUCGUUACGCUGGUUGGUAUUGCGCUCUCUUCAUUUAUCAUAUUUGAUAACUGCUCUCAAGAAUCACACCAUUGGAUUCCUUCGUCGCAGCCGUUCUGUGACGAUUUACAUAAAUUGAUUCAACAUCGUAAGUAUGGUUGCUCAACCGUAUGUUUCCUCAUCUUGUACAGCAUUAGUCGUAAAAAUGAAAAUUUUCUUAAGGUUAACCAUGAUCAUUUAGUGGUAUUUCAGUUAUCUACUACAUUCACCAAAAAUUUGUAUCAAACGUUGUCAUCGAUGGGUUGGGUUUAUAUGGCAAAAUUACGUGAAGUGCAAUCAGAUAUAGAGGAAGGUGGAUUCAUCGAAAAGAUACAGUACUAUUGCAGUUCGUUUUAUACGAAAUUAGUUGCCGUAGCUUUUGUGGUCCAGAAGUACGCUUCUGAAUGGUUUGCCGUAUUACAAAAGUGGUAUUCGGAGAAUGCGUCUGAUUAUGUGGCAGAUUUCGUUGACAACGUUGUUAUUGCACUCAAAAUGUUACUCAUCAUUUUCUCAGAUUUUGCCGUUUUCAUCGUUGAGAAAGGUUCAACGGCCAUAAUGACGUUAAGUGAUAACGUAGUCUAUUAUAUGGAACAUCGUGACGAACUGUUAAGGACAAUAGAGCAUUGGUGGAUCAAUCUGAAGUGA